AUGGCGGCGCCCAGCGCGGAGCGGGAGCGGCGGCGCUUCGGGCAGCGCCUCCUCACAGACCCCGCGCGGCUCUUCCAGCACAACGCCUGGGAUAAUGUGGAAUGGUCAGAAGAGCAGGAAUCCAGUGCCAGGAGUAAAGUUCAAGAGAACAGCUCCCAGCUCUUGCCACAGGAUAAACAAGAGGAAUAUGAGGUGAAUGCUAAGAGAUAUUGGGAUGACUUCUAUAAAAUCCACGAAAAUGGCUUCUUCAAGGACAGGCACUGGCUGUUCACUGAAUUUCCUGAGCUGGCACCCAACAGGACCUCAAGCCAAAAUGGGGAUUCUCUGCAUGAAUUCAGUACCAAAGAAGAAUCCAACAGUGAAAGGUGUGAAAAUGGACAUUGUUCAUUGGAAACCAGGACAGGGGGUCAGUACAGCCUGCUCCAAAGCACAGCUGAGGGGUGCACAGAGGACUUGGCUGCACAGGAGCACAGGGAGCUGAACCAGAGGGCUGGAGAUUACCCAGGAUCAGCUGCAUCUUACCGUGUGUUGGAGGUUGGCUGUGGGGCUGGGAAUACAGUCUUCCCAAUUUUACAAACCAACAAUGACCCAGGCCUGUUUGUUUAUUGCUGUGAUUUUUCUACAGCAGCUGUGGAUCUUGUCCAGAACCAUGCAGAAUAUGAUUCCUCUCGCUGCUUUGCCUUUGUCCAUGACCUGUGCAACGACCAAAGUCCUUUCCCAAUGCCAGAGGAGAGUCUUGACAUUGUUAUUCUUAUCUUUGUCCUCUCAGCAAUUCUCCCAGAGAAGAUGCAGAGCGUUGUGAGCAGACUGAGCCGCCUCCUGAAGCCAGGGGGGAUGAUUUUGUUACGGGAUUACGGACGCUACGACCUGGCCCAGCUUCGGUUUAAGAAAGGUCAAUGUCUGUCUGAAAACUUCUAUGUGAGAGGUGAUGGCACCAGAGUCUACUUCUUCACACAAGAUGAAUUAAACCACCUCUUCACCACGGCUGGGCUGGAGAAGAUCCAGAACGUGGUGGAUCGGCGGCUGCAGGUGAACCGUGGGAAGCAGAUGACGAUGUACCGGGUGUGGAUCCAGUGCAAGUACCGCAAACCCGGCACCCCCCGGGCCUGAGGCACGGCCUGGGCUCUGGGGCUGGAGCCUCUCCGUGCCCAAGGAGUGUCUCCUCCUGGUGAGACGUGGUUUGAUGGAGUCCUGCACACCCAGGACUCCUCAGUGCCUGGCGUCACUGCGAGUGAGUUCUGCCAAGGACGAACGCCCUGAGAGUGGACCGAGGGGUGGUUUAGGUGUCAUAAAAUAUACUGAGUUGGAAGGGA
Molecule: messenger RNA, 1313 nt
Organism: Pipra filicauda (Wire-tailed manakin)
Lineage: Eukaryota; Metazoa; Chordata; Aves; Passeriformes; Pipridae
Gene: METTL2A
Product: methyltransferase like 2A
Exons: 9
Coding region: 1-1110 (369 amino acids)
Molecular function (GO): tRNA (cytidine-N3)-methyltransferase activity
Source: RefSeq, a predicted model, not a curated record